Molecule: messenger RNA, 840 nt
Organism: Closterium sp. Naga37s-1
Lineage: Eukaryota; Viridiplantae; Streptophyta; Zygnematophyceae; Desmidiales; Closteriaceae
Source: the annotation of a GenBank genome assembly
AUGACGAUGGAAGCCGAGAUAGUUGCUGACCGACGACUUCUCAGCGUUGUCACGGCCUUCUAUCUGCACUCGGAGUGGAACAGCUCGUGGCCCGGCGACUUCCACGACGAGGUCGACAUGGAGUUUCUCGGCGAGCGCUUCUCAAGUGACGUGAUUCUGCAGACCAACUGGUACGGCCAGGGCGUCGGCGGCCACGAGGAGCGCCUCAAGCUCUGGUUCGACCCGGCGGCGGACUACCAUCACUACGCGUUCCAGGUCAAUCCUGACUGCAUUCGUUGGUUCGUCGACGGGAUUCUGAUUCGCGAGGCGUGCAAGGCGGCGGUGGGGAACGACCCGUUCCCCUCAUCGUCGAUGUUUCUGGUCGCGUCGCUGUGGGACGGGAGCUCGUGGGCGACGCAGUACGGCGCGCUGAAGAUCGACUGGGCGCACGCGCCGUUCCGCGCCGGGUUUCACGGGCUGUAUGUGGACGGGUGUUACUGGCGACAGAUGGACGAGAAGGAUCCGCCGGCUUGCGCGCAGACGCGCGGGAAUCGCGACUGGCAGCCGACGUGGGAGAAGGGGGUGGAGGAGAAGGAUUACGUGCUGCUGCGACACACGCAGGCGCAUUAUCUGACCUACUCGUACGCGCUUGACAAGACGAGGAAGCCGUUCAAGCCUAAACGGACUGCUGAAGCGACGGUCGUAGAAGCGACGGCAGGAGAGAGAGGUAGUCAAACGGAGCAGACGACGACAGCAGCGGCGACGGAGGGACACCAAGGCGGAGUGAAAGGAGGAGCCAAGGAUGGGAAGCUUCGUGGGCGAAGAGGGCCGGGGAAACGACUAAGCGCCCAGGGGAGAUGA